CGUUCCUCUAGAAAAUAAUUACACCAAAUUUAAAUAUUCAAACGGGAAGUGAUUGUUGCCCUGCUUCCCUGUGCGUGCUUUUGUGAGUGUCCUACAUCUCAGUUUUAGAAGAAAAAAACAAACUAAAGAAAUCCCUACACCAGCCCCCCCCCCCAAAAAAAAAAAAAACUAUUCAAAGAAAACAAUUCUGUUACGACGGCGAGUUCAUCAGGAGCCCCACCACUACUACCACCGCUACCAUCCGUUUGUUGGUCAUUGGGCAGUAGUGGCAACAGUUCUACCACCACUACCAUGAAGCUGGAACCCCCCGUACCUGUUCCGGUCGAUUCGAUCCUGUCGUGGGGCUGCGCUGGCGGUGUAGGAGCCGACGACGACGACGACCUUCUCAACGGCAAAUUCAAUUCGUGCGACAUGGCCGACUCGACGACGGGCAGCAGUUUGCACGAUCACCUGCACCACCACAACAGCAGCCUCUCUGGCGGAGGGAGCGGUCACCACAGCAUGGCCGGAAGUAGUUCGGGUAGUAUGUUAAAUUGCGGUGGAGGCAGCGCCCUCUCAGGCUCGGGUGGUCCAAUCAACCAGAGCAACAAAGCCACGUUGCUGUCGCUGGACAACCUCGACGGACUCCUCCUGUCCGGCGCCACAGUUCUGACGACGCCGACGACGCCCGGACCCGGUCCGGGUGGGGGUCACAGCUUCGCCGAACUGAAACCACUCGCCCUGCCACCUUUCGAAUACGGAAGUGGCAACAAUGGCGGCGGCAACAGUCUCUCCCUGGACGGCUCUUUAAACAGUUCCGGAUCCAGUCACCAUCAUCACAUGGGCGGCGGAGGAACGCGUACCAUCCUAGACAUUAACCUCAACCUGUACAAAGCCAGCCCGUCUGGCAACAACAACAACAAUAACAACAACAAUAAUAAUAAUAACAACAACAACACCAGCAAUAACAACAACAAUUCGGGCAACCUCAGCUACUACGGCAGUGGAGGUAGUGGCGAGCCGGUCUCGACGACGACGUUGGUCAACGGCCUGGUCAGCGUCGGUGUAGUCAAGGCUGAAAGUAUGGCCGACUAUUUGAUGAACCCCGAAAUCGACGACAUCGCCGCCAUCAUCGGAAACGCCAUCGCCGACAGCACGGUGGCAUCGGCUUCAGCGUCAACAGGUGGCGUCGGUGUCGGCGGCGGCGGAAUGGGCGGCGGAGGAGUGAGCAACGUGGCGGGCGUAGGUCUCGGCGGAGUCGAAAGCUUGGGUCCGGAUAUCCGCGACCCCUGGGCAGACAUCGACGCCUGGAUCGAGAGCGCUUGUUCCACUGUCUACAAGCACGAGCCCAUGCUGGAGAGUCCAGCGUCUUCCGUCACGUCAGGCACGUCGCAUUCGUCAUUGUCUUCCGUCAGUCCUGCCUUCGCCCAUCCGUCUCAGCUUCCGCCUAUGAGCUCCUUACAGCCGCAACAGCAGCCACACAACAGUAGCUGUAGUGUCAGUUCGACGCUACAGGCGUUGCUGAGUCAAGGGGCGGCGGCAGCCGGAAGCGUAGCCUUGGCUCACAUGAGUCAAGAUCCUUCCGCAGGAGGUGGCCAGAACAAUCUCUCCGUGAAAAGUGAGCCCUCCAUGGAUAUGCCUCUGCUGCAGCGACGGUUGACGGCCGGCCGAGAACCCAACCUGAACAACAGCAGCAAUGGAGGUAAUGGACCCAUGGGCGGAUUUGUGUCCUGUUCCAUGGCCGGAUCGUCCAACAAGGAGCUGCAACAACUGCCACACACCACCUUCCACACGGGUCCCACUCUGAACCACGUGACGACGUCGCAGUUGCCUCACCUCGGCGGAGGGGGCGACUCGAGCGGGUGUCAUUCGAGCAGCUAUCCUGCCACUGCCCGUCGUUCGACGGCCGUCAAGAGCAGCAGUAGCGGAUACAAUAAUAAAGAUUUAAGCGAUCUCGACGAUCCGAUGAGCGGUGGAGGUAGUGGCGGUGGAGGUGGCGGCUCGAGUGGUCGAUCCAAACACAAGAAUCGCUCGGGUAAAGCCAAGAUGACGACCGUGAUGACGACAGACGGAUCUGGCAAGGAGAAACCUGUCCACCGGUGCAACAUUUGCAAUCGGGGCUUCCUUAACAAAUCCAACAUCAAAGUCCACCUUCGCACUCACACCGGAGAGAAGCCGUUCAAGUGCGAUGCCUGCGCCAAGGCGUUUCGUCAAAAGGCCCACCUGUUGAAGCACAUGCAGAUUCACAAACGAAUCACUAGAGACUGACCUAUAUUUUUUUUCAAUUUAGACGAGGAUAAAAAAAAAAUUGAGUAACUAAAAAAAAUUUGUAUAGCAAUCGAACAUUAUUCAUCCAGAAUCAUCAGGCAUUGAAAGAGAUUAUAAAACCUUUUUGUUUCUUCAUUUUUUUUUCCUUAUUAUUUCCUUCCCAGAGAUAUAUAUAUCCUCCUCUUUCUUAUACGAUGAGCACUGUGACGAUUAUUCUUGGGAUGUGGUGCAUGUCACCAGGAUGCAGAGACCAACUCUGUCAAAAUCAGGCUUCCCGGUUCCAAAAAAAGAUAGAAAACUUACCAACACUCAUGAAAUUUUGUGGUAGUGUUAGUGACAACUUUUUUUGAAUGUAUCAUUCCUGAAAAACGUUGAGAACAAGAAAAAAAAAUCAAUUCUGGUUCGAUGAAAAAGAAAAAAAGAAAACCAUUUAAUUUAUUUACUUUUUUACGACACGUGUCACUUCCUUUUGCUCCCAAUUCUCUUCUUAUACAACAUAUUCGGUUUCCUUUAGAAUUUUCUGUAACCAAAAA
This is a messenger RNA of Daphnia magna, 2780 nucleotides long. Its product is annotated as ichor-like. Gene Ontology annotation, cellular component: nucleus. Gene Ontology annotation, biological process: embryo development; embryonic hindgut morphogenesis; regulation of transcription by RNA polymerase II. Bases 292 to 2247 code for a protein of 651 amino acids. NCBI's taxonomy places the organism in Eukaryota, Metazoa, Arthropoda, Branchiopoda, Diplostraca, Daphniidae. The record is from RefSeq and is a predicted model, not a curated record. The transcript has a single exon. Gene Ontology annotation, molecular function: DNA-binding transcription factor activity, RNA polymerase II-specific; RNA polymerase II transcription regulatory region sequence-specific DNA binding.